This is a messenger RNA of Pungitius pungitius (ninespine stickleback), 3932 nucleotides long. Its product is annotated as dual specificity testis-specific protein kinase 2-like. The transcript has 11 exons. The record is from RefSeq and is a predicted model, not a curated record. Gene Ontology annotation, biological process: positive regulation of stress fiber assembly; protein phosphorylation; actin cytoskeleton organization. Gene Ontology annotation, molecular function: protein serine/threonine kinase activity; ATP binding. Gene Ontology annotation, cellular component: cytoplasm; nucleus. NCBI's taxonomy places the organism in Eukaryota, Metazoa, Chordata, Actinopteri, Perciformes, Gasterosteidae. Bases 615 to 2768 code for a protein of 717 amino acids.
AACCUCCGCGGUUGGACUCUGUUUAUGAUGGUAGGCGUCCCAAAGAGCGGCUCAUGAAGCAGCGACCCAGACGGGAUUAUCAACAGCACAAACCGCGUAACUAACUAGACUAGAAUUAUUCUGUUUUCGCUUCUUCUCGGACCGCACCGAGGUUUCCAUCCGACCGACGGACCUUUACAUGGCCGCCCUACUUCACCCUCUCAUCUCUGCUUCGGAACUAACGCGAUGACGGAGGGGACCAGCCUCCUCACGUACCGGCACUGGGAGGCGACGUUCAUGGGCCGCAGGAAUUACUAAAAUUGGAGAUGUGAAGUAUCUUUCAUUAGUGAUACUUUUCCAUCUUUUCCUGGAUGGUAGACCAACCUUCACCGCAAUGACCAAAAUGAGAUGAGGCUGAGCCAAUAAAAAUCUCUAUAAAUGUCAUAAGGUCUACCGUAUGCACCAAGACAUGUGGAAACGCUGUAUUAUCAGAUCAUCCAUAUAACCAUAUUACUCUGACAUCAUGAUGCUGGCCUCCUCCAUCACCUCCUGUCUCAGGACUAGAGCGGUCUGACAGACGUUCUGGUCCCCCCGUGGGAAAGAACAGAGCUGGAGCGCGGUGGUCAGCCAUCAUCAUGGAGUACCACGCCGAGUGCUGCUUCUGCGACCCCGAGGAGGGUCACGGCGGCCCGGACGAGCUGCCCCUCCACAGCAUCCACGCACCCAACCGUAUUCGCCCGUCCUCCUACCGAGCCCUGAGGAGCGCCGUGUCCAGCCUGGCCCGCAUCGACGACUUCUUCUGUGAGAAGAUCGGUUCAGGCUUUUUCUCUGAGGUCUUCAAGGUGCAGCAUCGGAUCACGGGGCAGGUGAUGGCGCUGAAGAUGAACACUCUGGCUAGCAACAAAGCUAACAUGCUACGAGAAGUGCAGCUCAUGAACAGGCUUUGUCACCCCAACAUACUAAGGUUUCUAGGGGUUUGUGUACAUGAAGGACAACUCCACGCCCUUACUGAGUAUAUCAAUGGAGGCAACCUGGAGCAGCUGUUGGACAGCGACCUGUACCUGUCGUGGUGCGUCAGAAUGGGUCUGUCUUUGGACAUCUCCCGAGGGCUGCACUACCUGCACAACAAGGGCAUAUUCCACAGGGACCUCACCUCCAAGAAUUGUCUGGUUCGCUGUGAUAACGGCGUGUUUACAGCUGUGGUGGGAGACUUCGGCCUGGCAGAGAAGAUCCCUGAUUACAGUGAUGCUGUGGGGAAGCAGCCUCUGGCCAUCGUGGGCUCCCCCUACUGGAUGGCCCCGGAGGUUCUGAGAGGGGAGCUGUACGAUGAGAAGGUGGAUGUGUUUGCAUUUGGCAUCAUCCUGUGUGAGAUCAUCGCCCGGAUUGAAGCCGACCCUGACUUCUUACCCCGGACAGAGGACUUUGGUCUGGACGUGGAGGCAUUUGAGAACAUGGUUGGCGAUUGUCCGGCUGCGUUCUUGAGCCUCGCGGUCACCUGCUGUAAUAUGAGUGCGGAGAGGCGUCCCUCGUUCUCUGACAUUGUCUUCACAUUGGAAGGCAUGGAGGGAGAAGAACACAAAGAGGCGUCCAUUGCACUUGAGCCAGCGGCGGUACAAGUCAGCCCGUAUCGGCGCCGCAGCUCUCCGUGUCAUCCCGGUGAGCGAAGCUGGCAACGCCAUGGCUUGGCGAGGAGCCAGUCAGACAUGUUACCCUCAGUAACCCUGACCCCUCCUCUCCUCGGGACACCCCCGCGGGUCAACCCCUUCUCUCUGAGACAGGACCUGAAUGGGGGGCGUUGUAAACUUUUAGACACACCCAGCAAGUCGGUCAUCUCCCUGACCUUUACCCUCCCAGCGCUUCAGGACCCAUGUUCCUCCCCCCACCUGCUCCGAAGGAUGCCGGGGGCGCGAGCUUUUCCGAGAAGAUGUCAGUCCCUCCCGUGUACUCCAGAGCUCAGCCGGACUGUAGCCUUGCUACGUUACACUGGAAGGAAGGAGGAGGAAAAGGAGGAGGAGGUCAGGUCGGCACUAACAAGAGGGACGUUUGAAGGUGUGAAGGACGACAUAAGGAAAGGCAAAGAUGUGUCAGAAAGGACAGGUGAACUAAUGGAUAUAACUGAGAAGAGAGACUUGUUAAAGGAUGAGCACAGGACGGGAGAGGACUCAGGGCUUCCUGUGGAGCUGGAGAUGUUGUCUUUGGUGCGGCUGGAGGAAGUGGAGGAAGAGGAGGGUGGAUGCCUAACAGAACCCAUGGACUGUACCAAGUCUCCAGAGCCAGCAGAGGGAGGCAUGGAGUGCUCACCUAGAAGACCCCUGCUCAUCUCCUCAUUUUUACAGACCAAUGGCUGGCGACUUCCCAACUCCAAUGGACCACCCUCCUCGCCAGCUCCACCACAACUGGACAAUGGCUCGGCCCUUGUGAUUGGCCAGCAGGUGCAGUGGGGCAGAGGAGGGUGUGCAAAUGGUUACAGUGAGGCCCAGGAUUCUAGUGGCCACUCUGAGCAGGAUGAGGUCAUUUCCUGUCCAGGCUGCUGUCUGGUAGGUCUGACCUUUCCCUCUGUGUGCCUCCGUGGUUCAGCGGCUGUGCCUGCCCCCCGCCGACGGGCCUCGUUACCACGGCAGCGGCCCUACCGUAACCUCAACGUUACCAUAACCGGCAGCGCCUCCGCAUCAACAACGGCCUCCACGGCAACCAAAGCUCUACUGUGUCACAGUACAAAUGGACUAGCAGUGGGUGGGCCCUCGGUGCCAUGUGGACCCGGUCGGUCCCUGCCGGAGGCCCAGUCAUAGCGGCGGGGGCCGGAAUGGACAAGUUAGCUGUUAGCCAGCUAAUGCUCUCUAUGAGUUAGUAGGUUGACCGUGGCAACAACAUCUUAAUUGUGCUCUGUGGCUACAACGAGGCUCUGACAAAAUGGGCCGAGUGGCUCCACUCACUGGAUUCAACUGUGUCAGCUCCGCUUCUGGAUAAACAAAGGGGGGGACUCACAAGGAAGCUCAAAGUUUAUUACAACCAUUGGCCGCCAUUUCUGUCCGUAAUAAUACCAAUGUGCUGUCCUGGCUAACCGCUGAGAUUUGGGACCAUCCAAUAUGAUAAACAAAGACACCGUGUUAGCAGGACAGUGAAUGCCAUUAUAUUCAGACUGUUCCUACUUCUCAACGUUUAUUUUUUCCUAAUUAGUUAUAAAUUAUGGCCUGAACUACAAAAUAUGAAAUAUCCUUUAAUAUGUAGAUUACAUUUUGUAAACAGCAGUGGGGAAGAAGAUUUUGGAAUUCUUUAUCCCUCCUUAUAAUAAAAAAGGCCCACUACCAAUGGAAACACUGGACUGGUUCUCUGUGGCUGCAGGGACAGAACCAUUUGUAAUAACACUGUUAUUUAAUUGACUAACAGUUGCCUCAGGGGCAAUAUUUAUAACGUGUAUGAAGAAGUUUUACUUCUACGUUUCUAUAGCAGUUGACCUGCAUGUGUGUGUGUGUGUGUGUGUGUGUGAGAGAGAGGGACGCUGAUCACGACGGGGACUUAAAGGAAGGAACUCUUCCUGGGCUUUUCAUGUAAACUCUUCAUUUUUGCACUUUGGUUUCACUUAAUAUUGCUUAAUUUAAAUCCGUGCUCCAAGUGUUAGUACUGUGUGUGUGUGUGUGUGUGUGCUUCUGGCCCUACAAACUACACACCUUCCAUCCUUAGACCUCCACUCCUUCCCACAUGUACCUUGGGUGUUUACAAGUACAUUUUGAUUAUACAGAUGUAACUUAAAAGUGAAGCAGGUAUUUGCAUAUUUAUUGUACAGAUCAUUCCACACACUGUGUGUGUAUGUGCUUUUGAAUGAAAGGUAGACUGACAGAUACAGCAUAACUUUUUCAUCCAUUAUUCUAAUGUUAUUUCUAUGUUCUGUUCUUCUAUACGGCGAGAAACCUGCAGGCAAUAAUCUGGUAAUAAAGAAAUUUGUUUGUGCACAA